AUAUUAGUGCUGUCAAAGUUAACGCGAUAAUAACGCGUUAACGCGAUAUCAAUUUAACGCGAUUAAAAAAAAAUAGUGCCGUUAACGCAAAUUCUAAUUUGGCCCUGCGAGUCACCCGUAGUUCCUGCUGAGGCUUGUCGCGCGCUGCGUUUAACUGUACCGUCUGUUUACCGUCCAAACGAGAUCACAUGGGAUUACCUUUCACAGGUGAGACUGGAAAAAUACUUUUCAGUACUUUUCCUUCAGUCUUCAGUUUCCCAGCUCAUCUCCACCGGGGAGGUGUAGAGUUAUAAGCAGUGAGCAUUAGAUAAUACAGUGCCACACUAUGAUGAACGUUUUUGAACGUAUGAUGAAUGUUUUUAUUUUUGUUAUGUUUUUUUUCUUCUUUUAUGGCAAAUACUUCUCUUCAAAAGAAACUAAUGAAGAGUAAAAUAAAACAUUUUUUUAAUUUUCACAGUGAUAUGCACUUUAUUUUUCAUCCCUUGGUUUUCUCAUCUAAUAUGGAAGUUAUGGAUGUCAGUGGCUGUGACAAGACGUGUUAUGCUCUGCAAUAAAAAAACCAACAACAUUGGUACAAAGCAAGCCCAUUCACUUUUUUAUGCUGAUAAGAGAAUUACAAUAGUUUUUCAUGUGACAAAAAUGUGCGAUUAAAUUGCGAUUAAUCUCGAGUUAACUAUGACAGUCGCGACAUUAAUCACGAUUAAAUAUAUAUAUAUAUCACCCCCAAACUGGGAGAGUGGCUCCAGCAAAUCCCAGGAACAACAUCUGAAGCCUCAGUCCAGAAGAGUGCAGUACUAGGAACAUCGAAGAUACUGCGCAGAACCCUCAAACUCCCAGGCCUCUGGUAGAGGACUCGAGCUUGAGGAUGACAUGGAUACCACCCCACCCCCCGCCGGGGGUGAGAAGGAGAUUUUUUUUUUUUUAAUAUGUAAAAUACUUUUAUUUAGAAUCAUUUUGUACAACAGACACACCGGUUUAUUUACAAAAUACAUUAAAAAAAUGAUUCGGGUCGAGACCAAGAUUUUAAAAAAUCUGUCAGUCUCAAAUUAAGCAAAAUAAACAAAAACCAAAUACACAAAAACGGAACCGGUCUCGACCCACCCAUCCCCCACCCUCCCCAACAAAUGCAGACAGACACACCCAAACAGCAAACAAGAAGUAAAUGAACAGAAGAGAAUUAAAAAGGAAAAGAAAGUUAAAAAAAAGACAAAAUAAAUAAAAAGAAAAUAAUUUGAACAUCAGAAUCCCCCCCUCCCCAGUAUCAAACAAGGAUUUUGGUUAUUACUACGCGAACGGUCGGAGCAGGUUAAAAUUCUUUAAAUUGUUGCAAAAGCUUUAAUUUUAAUAUUUCGCGAUAAGGUAUUUCUUAAGUCUUGAAUCACAACACCGGACAGUAUCGGAAGUUUUAAUGUGUUCUGGCAGGGCAGACCAAGCUAUAGGCGCUCUGUAAAUAAAGCUGCGCAAUACGAUGUCUUUACGCACUCGAGAUAAAUGUAUGGCAUUUCGAUUGCGGGUUGAAUAGGAGUGAAAGUCAUGAUUUGAGCGGAAUAUUUUCUGAAGUGAUUCUGGCAGACCGUUUUUGAUGUGAUCAUAGACAAGUCUACAGAGUUGAACAGUGAAUAGAUCAUCCACUGUCAGGAUUUUUAGGCGACUAAAGAUAGGCGCCGAACUGUCGUUAAACUUAGAUUUUGAAAUUAUUCGCACCGCUUUUUUCUGGAGAGUUCGAAGCCUUCUAAUAUGUUUGUCAGCAGCAGAGCCCCAAGUGAUGACACCAUACGUGAGGGGUGGAUCAGGGAGUAGUAUAGUUGCUUGAGAUGGAAGCAAGACAAGUAAUUUUUUGAUGCAGCCAAAGCAUGAAUGCCACUUGAAAUUUUCUUUUGACAAUAUUCAACAUGCGCUUUCCAACUCAUUUUGUCAUCGAUGUGGACUCCAAGAAAUUUCACAUUUUCGACUCUAUUCAGUAUCUCGUUUCCCAUUGUCAGCUGGAAAUUAGAUAGAUUCCCCUCCCUUUUAGUUGUCAGUACCAUGUAGGUGGUUUUGCUUGCGUUCAGCGAUAAUUUGUUGGCUUUAAACCACUCGCAUAAAUUUUUGAGUUCAUCAUUCACGCAUUGAAAAAGGACAGGGAGAUUCGAUGACGAUUUGUAUAUUGUCGUAUCAUCAGCAUAGAGAAUACAUUUCAUUUUUCACAAACUUUUCGGUAGAUCAUUGAUGUAAAUAAUAAAAAGCAACGGACCAAGCACUGAUCCCUGUGGCACACCACACGUGAUCGGGAGCCUGAAGGAAUUGCAAUUCUUGUAGCAUACAAACUGCUCACGUUGGCUUAGGUAGCUUUCGAACCACUUCAAGGCAAUUCCCCUAAUCCCAUAAUACUCUAAUUUCCGCAUCAAAAUCCUGUGAUCGAUCGUGUCAAAUGCUUUUGACAAGUCAAGAAAGACCGAAAGACAAUAUUCGUCUUUUUCAAACGCAUUAAGUGUAUCGAACGCAAAUUCGGUUACGGCAUGAGCAGUCGAGUGUUUGGGUCUGAAACCAUAUUGACUGGAGGUCAGUAUGUUGCUUUUUCUCAGAAAAUCAUAUGUAUCCCCCUGCUUGCAAAUUUAUUCAGGCCUUUUGUUUUUCCUCUUUGAGGGAAUGGAUUUAACUGAGCCGCCGUGGCAUGUCGGUGAUUUUCGUGUUCUUUUCUAUGCCUACAGACUCUUUGUAAAAUUUAUGGGCACUUCGUUGCUUUUUACCGUCUCCUCCAUCUUUUUAAUGACAGAAUACUUUGGUCUUAUGGAUAUUUUGGUUUGCUUUAUGCAAUUUCCCUGUGCCUUGGGUUUAAAUAUAGUUUCAUCAUCAAUGUAACACUGUGAUAUUCUUAAAGUUUGGCAAAAACGGGAUGGAAACUAGGCAGUACGGUGGUGUAGACAGCAAGAAGGUCCUGGGUUUGAGCCCAGUGGCUGGCAUGGGGCUUUCUGUGUGGAGUUUGCAUGUUCUUGCUGUGUCUGUGUGGGUUUCCUCCGGGUGCUCCGGUUUCCCCCACAGUCCAAAGACAUGCAGGUUAGGCUAAUUAGUGGCUCUAAAUUGAUAGGUGUGAAUGUGAAUGGUUGUUUGUCUCUGUGUGUCAGACCUGCAAUGACCUGGCGACUUGUCCAGGGUGUACCCCGCCUUUCGCCCAUAGUCAGCUGGGAUGGGCUCCAGCUUGCCUGUGACCCUAUAGAACAGGAUAAGCGGCUACAGAUAAUGGAUGAAUGGGACAGAAACUACUUCUUUUUGAAAAUGCGAGUCCGUUAAUCUUUUCUUCCUGUUUGUUCCUUCGCCCGCGACUGAGUAAGCAGGAUAAGGUAUUGUCAUAAGUGCGGUUUGUUUUUGUUUGUUUGUGUGUCUGUCAACAAUCUAGCUUCUAGACGGUUGCACUGAUUGACUUCAAAUUUUCAGGGUAGGUGGGCAAUGGGGGCAGCAUGGUGGUGUAGUGGUUAGCACUGUCGCCUCACAGCAAGAAGGUCCUGGGUUCAAGCCCAGUGGCUGACGAGGGCCUUUCUGCGUGGAGUUUGCGUGCUCUCCCCAUGUCUGUGUGGGUUUCCUCCGGGUGCUCCGGUUUCCCCCACAGUCCAAAGACAUGCAGGUUAGGUUAAUUGGUGGCUCUAAAUUGACCGUAGGUGUGAAUGUGAGUGUAAAUGGUUGUUUGUGUCUAUGUGUCAGCCCUGCAAUGACCUGGCGACUUGUCCAGAGUGUACCCUGCCUCUUGCCCAUAGUCAGCUGGGAUAGGCUCCAGCUUGCCUGCGACCCUGUAGGACAGGAUAAGCAGCUACAGAUAAUGGAUGGAUGGAUGGAGGGUGGGCAAUGGUCCGUAGAUUAUCUGAUUAAAUUUUGGGGGGUAAUGGGGUCAAGGUAAAGGUCAACCUCGUCUCGUCUUCAUCCGCUUAUCCGGGGCCAGGUCGCGGAGGCAGCAGUCUCAGCAUGGAAGCCCAAACUUCCCUCUCCCCAGACACCUCGGCCAGCUUCUCGGGAAGAACACCGAGGUGUUCCCAGGCCGGCCGAGAGACAUAGUCCCUCCAGCAUGUCCUGGGUCUUCCCCGGGGCCUCCUCCCGGGGGGACAUGCCUGGAACACCUCCCCAGGGAGGCAUCCAGGAGGCAUCCGAAAGAGAUGCCCGAGCCACCUCAGCUGAUUCCUCUCGAUGUGGAGGAGCAGCGGCUCUACUCCGAGCUCCUCCCGAGUGACUGUGCUUCUCACCCCAUCUCUAAGGGAGCGCCCAGCCACCCUGCGAAGGAAACUCAUUUCGGCCGCUUGUAUCCAUGAUCUUGUUCUUUCGGUCAUUACCCAAAGCUCAUGACCAUAGGUGAGAGUCAGAACGUAGAUCGACCGGUAAAUCGAGAGCUUCGCCUUUUGACUCAGCUCCUUCACCAUGACGGACCGGUAAAGCGACCGCAUCACUGCGGAGGCCGCACUGAUCCGCCUGUCGAUCUCGCGCUCUAUCCUUCCCUCACUCGUGAACAAGAUCCCGAGAUACUUAAACUUCUCCACUUGAGGCAGGACUUCUCCACCAACCUGGAGAGGGCAAGCCACCCUUUUCCGGUCGAGAACCAUGGCCUCUGACUUGGAGGUGCUGAUUCUCAUCCCAGCCGCUUCACACUCGACUGCAAACCGCCCCAGUGCAUGCUGAAGGUCCUGGUUUGAAGAAGCCAACAGGACAACAUCAUCUGCGAAAAGCAGAGAUGAAAUCCUGUGGUUCCCAAACAGGAUUCCUUCCGGCCGCUUGUAACUUUAUAACUUUGUAGUAUCGGAAGAUAAUCGGCAGAUAAAAGGAUAAAUGAAAUUCACCUUGUGGUUCGCUAAGGCUACUGAUUCGAUAUCAAGUAAGUGGUGUUUAUUUUAAGAAAAUUUACCUUUUGAUUAUCACAGCUUUUGUUUGGUCCUUCUAAAAGGUCAAAUGAAAGGUUUUGUAAAUGUUUUUGGCAGAUAUAUUGAAAAGCCGAUAUCAAACGUCUGCUAUUUGCUUUAAUUUUUAAAUUUUAUUUUAGAACCUUUACACUACACUUGUGAAACAGAAUGUGCUCAUUAGUAUUAAAUAAUGCUUCUAAGACAAUUCAUGAACAAGUGCUUUCUUACUAUUUUGAAAAUAUAGUUCACAGCACUGUAUUUUGAACAAAUCACAGUAAACAAAAUUGGUAACCAAAAUACUACAAGCCCUGAUGCUGCUCACAGCUUGGUGAUCCUUGCAAGAGGUGAGGUGAGUCUCAUCUCAUCUCAUUAUCCCUAGCCACUUAACCUGUUUUACAGGGUCGCAGGCAAGCUGGAGCCCAUCCCAGCUGACUACGGGCAAAAGGCGGGGUACACCCUGGACAACCUGGACAAGUCAUCACAGGGCUGACACAUAGACUACGUUUACAUGCACAUCCAAAUCGAGCUGCUGUUGGUAAUCGAGCUGAAGGUCCCAGCAGGGUGCCAGAGAAAUCCAAUCCUACAUGCACACAAUGAAAUCUGGCUAUUGUGUGAGGUGCAUUGUGCACCCGAGCCACAGGUGGCGCAACACGCCCCAUCGUGUUGGUACACUUCCGGUUGUCGUCAUAAAGAAGAGCUAUUCAAGAGUGUAAACAAAGUUAUCAGUUCCGUGUUCUCCAUUGUGCGUUUUUCUCACGUCCAUGAAUUUUAAUAUAUUCAACUCCUUAAGCUGAAUGAGCAUGAACUCUGUCUCCUCAUUGCUCCAGAAGUGCACGUUUCUGCUUGCCUGUGGCAGUGGGGGCGUGGUCAAGUGCUGGUCUGUGACAGGAGGGCGGAGCCAGGGAAGGUGAGUGGCAGAAUCACUUCACCUGACGGUAAUUAACCUGUGUUUGUGUGUCUUCCCAGUAACCGCGCCCUAUUUAAGGAGGCAGAGGGAGAGCAGAGGGGACAGCUCAUCCCGGGACUAGAACACAGCGCGUGUGUGUGUGUGUGUUUUUCUCUCAAGAAUAAAAGUAGGCUGUUAAACUGAAAAGUCUGACAAUAAAAGGCCUAUUAGUACCAGAAGCUUUGUCCUGCCGUCCUCUGUGCUCCACCCACACUUCAGAGAGCUCUACAUCGCCAUUUUCUCUUCUUCGUUUGUUCCUCCUGACCUCUUCUGCUGCUCGCUACUACUGUUGUCAUGCCGACCGAGGCUGUUGUGUUUCCCGCUUGUGGUCUCGUCACUUCCGGAAGUAGCUCGACUACUAGCUCGAUAGGGUAUACAUGCACAAAGUAGCUCGGCAGAAAUCGCAUAAACUAGGUCGUGUAGCUCGAUUCCGAGAAAUCAAGUUCUGUUCAAUUUCAGCCGAAUUAAGGUGUAUACAUGGCAUUUUGAACUUCGAUUUCAGUCGAGCAACGGCAGAAAUUCGAUUCUCUCUAUGUGCAUGUAAACGUAGUGAGUGACACAGACAACCAUUCACACUCCCAUUCACACCUACGGUCAAUUUAGAGUCACCAGUUAACCUAACCUGCAUGUCUUUGGACUGUGGGGGAAACCGGAGCACCCGGAGGAAACCCAUGCAGACACGGGGAGAACAUACAAACUCCACACAGAAAGGCCCUUGCCGGCCACGGGGCUCGAACCCGGACCUUCUUGCUGUGAGGCGACAGCGCUAACCACUACACCACCGUGCCACCGAUGAGGUGAGUAUAACUGAUAAAAUGUAUAUAUGCUAUAUUUACUGUAUGGACACGGUAUCAGAAAACAAUUUUAUUUAUAAGCAGUAGCCACAUGUACCCAUAGGGUACCUAUUUAUUUUAUUUUUUAUAAUUUCUGUAAUGUGUAAUCGGUGACUUGUCCGUAUUUUGUCAACCAUCUCAUAUCGAUAAAUAUAAAUUUGUUGUAUGGCUAUUUCGCAUGCUGCUGCUGCUACGAUUUAAUACUUGGCAAAGUAGAAGCUUGUUGUCAGAAGUUUGUAUUCAGAAAUGCUCUACAGGUCAAAAGGAGAACAGCAAACUGUUUCAUGCAAAUUCCAGUCUCCUGGAGGAGAGCACAAACUUUCUGCAGCUAUGGACUUCUUCCAGUCUCUAAAAACCACACAGUUCUCCUCAUGACUGCAAAACAAUGAUGGCAGAUACCAGGACCUUCGCAGAUGUGAGGACCGCAUAUCGUUCAGCCCAAAAAAAUACAGGGAUCGAGGAGAAGGUUGCAUUCUACAACACCUGGUCUGAGAGCUAUGAACAGGAUGCUGCGAUGUUGGACUACCGUGCUCCUUUUUUAGCUGCAGAAUGCAUUGCUUCACACUUCACCAGCGAGAAAGAGAGAGCCAUUAUUCUGGAUGUGGCGUGUGGGACAGGGCUGGUCUCUAGACAUCUGAAGAAAAUGGGGUUUCGUCACUUUGUGGGAGUGGAUGGAAGCGAGGACAUGAUAAAUCUGGCUAAAAAAACAGGCCUUUUUCAGGAGGUUAAGCAGUGCAUGCUGGGUCAGGAUCCCUUGCCUGUGCAAGAUGAGUCAUAUGAUGUUGUAGUAAUUGUGGGAGCUAUGAGUGUUGGGAAUGUACCAGCAAUGGUUUUCAAGCAGCUCUGGCAAGCCACCAAGCUGGGUGGCUUUGUGUGCAUAACUACAAGAGGGAAUGCUGAUAAUUGCCAGUAUAAAACAGAGCUAGAACGUGUGAUUCAGUCAAUGGAGGAAGAAAAGAAAUGCCGUCGUGUAUCGGUCACUGUAGUUGACAAGUGGGAAAAGGCAGUGCAUGAACAUGAGUCUGGGUACAUACCUGGAGUUAUUUAUCUCUGUCAGAGAACUUAGAUUUGGUGGUGGUUGUUGUUUUUUUUUAAUUAAGUUUGAUUUUAUACCACUUUCUCAUCUCAUCUCAUUAUCUCUAGCCACUUUAUCCUGUCCUACAGGGUCGCAGGCAAGCUGGAGCCUAUCCCAGCUGACUACGGGCGAAAGGCGGGGUACACCCUGGACAAGUCGCCAGGUCAUCACAGUGCUGACACAUAGACACAGACAACCAUUCACACUCACAUUCACACCUACGGUCAAUUUAGAGUCACCAGUUAACCUAACCUGCAUGUCUUUGGACUGUGGGGGGAAACCGGAGCACCUGGAGGAAACCCACGCAGACACGGGGAGAACAUGCAAACUCCACACAGAAAGGCCCUCGCUGGCCACGGAGCUCGAACCCAGGACGUUCUUGCUGUGAGGCGACAGCGCUAACCACUACACCCCCGUGCCGCCCCUACCACUUUCUCAUUUUAUCAAUUCUAUAGAAACUUGCAUGGUGGAUGCAGCUGAGAUAAAGUUGUUCCUUCAAGUUUUCCAACACAGUCUUCAAGACAAAGAGCUUUCUGGUUUCUCAUCAACAUGAAAGACAUUUUCAUUAAAUUAGAAAACUGAUAACCAUGAGUCUUAUCUUAAUUCACAAAAGCAACAUUUAAAAAGUAGAAAUGUUUCUUACUUUUGUAGUUAGUUUUAACAACCCAUACAAAAUUGCUUAAAAACAUUUUCACAACAUUUGUUUAUCCUGGUGACUUAUCCAGGGUGUACCCCGCCUCUCGCCCAUAGUCAGCUGGGAUAGGCUCCAGCUUGCCUGCGACCCUGUAGAGCAGGAUAAGCAGCUACAGAUAAUGGAUGGAUGGAUUUGUUUAUCCAUGUAUUGAUCAGACUUUUGAUGGUUUUUCAUAAUUUCUUUUUUUAAUUACAUUUUUUGUUGAACAAUAAAUGUUCAUACAUCUAUAUUGGAGAUGGGAAUAGUUUGACUUUUAAAUAGAUUUCUUUAGAAUAACUGUUAAUGCUGACUUUUGUGUUUUAUUAAGAAUGUCCGUGAUAAACUUUUCUGAUCGCACCAAUAAACACAAAGACUGGAA
Molecule: messenger RNA, 8765 nt
Organism: Neoarius graeffei (lesser salmon catfish)
Lineage: Eukaryota; Metazoa; Chordata; Actinopteri; Siluriformes; Ariidae
Product: methyltransferase-like protein 27
Exons: 6
Coding region: 7024-7704 (226 amino acids)
Source: RefSeq, a predicted model, not a curated record